Molecule: messenger RNA, 1700 nt
Organism: Aspergillus ibericus CBS 121593
Lineage: Eukaryota; Fungi; Ascomycota; Eurotiomycetes; Eurotiales; Aspergillaceae
Product: elongator complex protein 4
Exons: 2
Coding region: 38-1225 (395 amino acids)
Biological process (GO): tRNA wobble uridine modification
Cellular component (GO): elongator holoenzyme complex; transcription elongation factor complex; cytoplasm
Source: RefSeq, a predicted model, not a curated record
GUCGGUUCACAGCUUCCAACCCCAACCAUCUUACACAAUGUCUUUUCGCAAGAGGAACAUAGGACUCUCGGCGGGUUUUGAUCGCAACGGUGCCGUCAAUCCCAGCGCGCAGCCGCAACAGGCACCUGCAACGCCAGAAUCGACACCCGGAGUUCGCCCCUCCCCCGAUGAUGGACGACCGACUACCUCGACAGGAACGCCGUCGCUUGACAACCUCUUAGCCGGGCAUGGAGGACUCCCCAUAGGAAAGAUAUUGCUGGUGGAGGAGAAUGGAACUACGGACUUUGCCGGUGCAUUGCUACGGUACUAUGCGGCGGAAGGUGUUGUACAGGAUCAGAAGAUCCAUGUCGUCGGAAUGCCCGAGCAAUGGGGCAGAAGUUUGCCGGGUCUGAUAGGCCCUGCUGAUGCCGUUGAUGAGAAGCAAGACAAACGAAAAGGCGAUCGCAUGAAGAUCGCUUGGCGGUACGAGCGUCUGGGCGAAUUUGGAGCAGGAAUUGCUGGAUCGAGAGCUUCAGUACCCUCGGGCGAUCAGAGCCAAUCUGCUACAGAUGCAAGCGUGGAUAAGCGACCAGCAUUCUGCCAUGCCUUUGACCUCACGAAACGUCUCACCCACCCUUCCAUAACCAACCUGAACUAUAUACCUCUCGCGCCGUCGAACGAGCCUUUGCUCGUGACGAUUCAAAAGCGCCUUCAGGCGGCAAUUGCAUCAUCCCCACCAAACACCGUCCACCGCAUCGUCAUCCCUUCCUUGUUGAACCCCACGAUAUACCCACCUGAAACUAGCCAGCCCGAUCACCUUUUGCCGUUCCUACACUCCCUCAGGGCAUUGAUGAGCGCACCUGGAGCCCGGAUCACAGCGAUGAUCACGUUGCCAUUAUCCCUCUUCCCCCGGUCCACAGGCCUCGUGCGAUGGAUGGAAAUAUUAAGCGACGGUGUGAUUGAGUUAUGUCCCUUCCCGCACUCCUCUGACGCCCUCGCCACCUCGGGGGCCGCUACAUCGCACGAAGAACCGCCACAAGGCAUGCUGAAAGUCCAUCGGCUCCCAGUGCUGCACGAACGCGGCGGUGGCAGUGACCAGAACAUCGGACUGGACUGGGCGUUCACGCUGAGCCGGAAGAGGUUUGAAAUUAAACCGUUCAGUUUACCACCGGAUGAAGGAGACAAAGAAGGACAGGAGGCGGCAGUGACGGGUGGGAUGCCCAAGAAGGCGGAUCUGGAAUUCUGAGAUGGUGCGGUGGGUGGACGACAAGAACAACUACCACAGAUCAUUCUUCGUGAUCUGCAUUCCCCAACAUAUCCUCCAGCUCGAUCUGCUCGGACAUGGCGGAGCCAGUGGUGCCCAUCGAUCGGAAGUAGUGUCUCCCAUACGAGUCACGCCCGGGUUCUGAUGAGAAAUGAGAUCGAAGACGAGAGAAGCCAAGCCAUGCUUCGUGCUGUCAGCAGCUAUCGUCGAGGAUGAAGAGCAGUGUUACCUAGAAGUAGCAGGAAUGGGGCGAAGAACACCAAGAAUAGUAGCAAGAGGAGGUUCAUUGCGGAUGAAGUGGCUUGGCCGCUUGGUGAGCUUCAAUGAUAAUCAACGUUUACAGUGGACAGCUCUAGAAUCUCUGGCUGCUUGGCCAUAUCAUGACUAAGCAUUAUUAGUUAUACCCUAGCUCAAAUAGGCAAAGCGCAUUCUGGGCAGCUCUUUAAGAGCUCCCACC